Helianthus annuus (common sunflower) is the source of this 489-nucleotide messenger RNA. RefSeq lists its product as uncharacterized. The record is from RefSeq and is a predicted model, not a curated record. Lineage: Eukaryota; Viridiplantae; Streptophyta; Magnoliopsida; Asterales; Asteraceae. The coding region runs from base 1 to 489 and encodes 162 amino acids. The transcript has a single exon.
AUGGGAGAGUCAGAUACUGAACAAUCGAUUUCGCACCAUAUUCGACCUUCCACUAUUGUUCCAUCUAACAUUACUCGUCCUGCUACUCAUACAGAGACAUUUCAAAUUCCACCCCAAUUCAUCAAUCUCAAUUUGAUAAGUUGUCAAUUCUCUGGGUUAGAGGAUGAAGACCCAAACGCGCACAUUGGCAUAUUCUUACAAAGCUGUGACACCUUCAAAUUCAAAGACGUUUCACCUUAUGCAAUCAAACUACAUUUGUUUCCGUUUUUACUUGUUAGGAAAGCCUGGAAAUGGAUUUCUGCCCAAGAAGGUGGUUCCAUAACCACUUGGGAUAUCUUAGUUGAUAAAUUUCUAAAGAAACAUAUUUUAGCUUCUAAGAUUAACAAGUUGAGAUAUAAAAUCCUUUUCAUCGAUUGGAUGGGGAGUCGUUUACUGAAGAAUGGGACCGAUACAACGAGAUCAUACGAAAAUGUUCUAAUCAUGGAUUAG